AACUUUAUAUAUUAGGGGCGCGCUUCGCAUGCUUUAGUAUAGCUCCGUGACUUCAGCGCGCAUCAACAUGGCCUCAGCGAAAUUGCUACUCUGCACUGCCCUGGUGGCCAUCAUGGCAGCCAACUGCUCGGCUGGACUUUUGGAUUCCGUCCUUCCUACGGUUGUGAAAGAUUUUUACAACUCCGCUCCCACCAAGGAGGGCUAUCGCUUCAACAUUGACGACCCGAAUGGAAGCAAACGCGAGGAAGUGGGUGUCAUCAUGAACCCAGGAACCGACAAGGAGGAGCUGGUGGUCAUGGGAACCUACUCCACGUACGAUGAGAAGACUGAUACCGAUACGGUCACCAUGUACACCGCCGACAAGAAUGGUUACAAGGCGCGCUACCAAAUCAAGAACCGCAAACUGAGCCCUGGAGCCCUGAAGUCCGCCGCUGGUUAAGUCUCUCAUAGAUUAGAAUUGUAAACAAAGAUUUAAAAAAUAUAUUUUCUACCGCCGAAA
This is a messenger RNA of Drosophila biarmipes, 499 nucleotides long. RefSeq lists its product as uncharacterized. The coding region runs from base 68 to 439 and encodes 123 amino acids. The record is from RefSeq and is a predicted model, not a curated record. NCBI's taxonomy places the organism in Eukaryota, Metazoa, Arthropoda, Insecta, Diptera, Drosophilidae. The transcript is spliced from 3 exons.